This is a messenger RNA of Sitodiplosis mosellana (orange wheat blossom midge), 1236 nucleotides long. RefSeq names its product nucleosome-remodeling factor subunit NURF301-like. Gene Ontology annotation, cellular component: NURF complex. The annotation marks the transcript as partial. The record is from RefSeq and is a predicted model, not a curated record. Gene Ontology annotation, molecular function: RNA polymerase II cis-regulatory region sequence-specific DNA binding. Lineage: Eukaryota; Metazoa; Arthropoda; Insecta; Diptera; Cecidomyiidae. The transcript has 4 exons. Gene Ontology annotation, biological process: regulation of transcription by RNA polymerase II.
GAUCAAGAGAAUACAACAAUUUCUGCUCUUAGGCCAAAUGAAAAAUUGUUGGUGAAUGGAAAAGACUUCAAUAACGAUCAACCAGUAAAGAUAUCAAGAAUUGAGCUGGUCGAAAAUAAAUUGAAUGCAAGCCUACCUCCAGAGCCUAGGUCUACCUCACAACAGUUGCAACACAACAGUUUACAAUCAAAUCCAAGGGAAAAAGAAAAUCAUGAAUGCGCUCAGUCAUCAAUUGUUACUGCAGACUACAUUCAACAAACAAUUCAAAAUGCUCUGCGACAAGGGAAUUUGAAUCCGGAAAUAGAAGAAAAACUUUUGAAUUUACAACGAUGCCAUGAAAAGCAAAUGAAAGCUACAUCGAUUGUAUUGGCAAACAAUCAUCAUGAAUAUACCUCACAUAUGAGGUCACCCUCAUAUCGCAAACAUCCUCUAAAUCGGCAGAUGGAAGAUGAUGAAGAUUGGAUUAUGGAAACACCGAAGCGGAGGCCACCGCGAACCUUAUCCGAAAAAAAAAUCACGCAAAAUUCAUCUGUAUGUGAAAGUGACGUAAAUCGAAUUAUUCGAUCUGUGGCUGAGGAGGCAAGCAGUUCUGAGGUGAUAAAAUCGCCAGUCUUCAGUGAUAAACAAAGCACAACUAGGCCAACAGAAUGUGCAGUCGUAACUGAGACAAUGAAAGGAAACACAAAUGACGCUAAUGUUAUUAGCCAAACUAACGAAAUUGGCCAAACUAAACGUUCAGUAACUAUAAAAAGGGAUAAUGAGAAGAAAAAACAAAUGCAGAUGAAAUUAUAUCGCCAGAAAGAGCAACUGAAGAAAGAUAUUUUGAAGAAACGCAUCGUACUCGAAAAAGAAUUGCAAAAUGAAAUUCAAAAAGAGCUUGCGAGUGAGCUUGCUAGUCAGAAAAAGGAAGUAUUAAAUGAAUCACACAAGCCAGACAAAGCAAAUAAUAUAUCUGAUAAUGUUGUGAAUUUUUCCAAAAAGCGUGUCAGCAUUGCAUCAUCGAAAAAAUCAGCUUCUGAGGAGACGCAAAAUGUUCAAACGAAGAAUAUAACGAACGAAAUGCCACGGAAGCCUAUAGGACACAAUUCAUCAAAACAAAAACGACGAUCGCAAAAGUUUUCAAGUUUGACUAAGAAAAAGAAAAAGCUAUAUUGUAUUUGUCGCACACCUUAUGAUGAUUCCAAGUAAGUUUCAUUCAACACGGAAAGAGGAAUGAAAUAAUCAAAUUUUAAAAAA